AUGGAAGCAUACCAGAACCAAUGGAUUGAAGAUGUGAUGCAAAUUCAACAGCAGUGCCAAGUGAAUAUUGGUAAAUUGGGAAAUUGGCAAGUGAAAUUGGAGGAGGCUGUGGAGCAGGUAGUCACAAAUGAGAUCAAACAGCUGCAGGAGGGAGUCCAACAGGAGGCUGAGGAGGCCACGGCCGUGGAUCUGGGUGCCCUGCUGGACGCCGGGGACGGCGCUGUGGUGACUCUGCUGGCCGGGGACACGCGGCUUGUGGCUCACAGGACUGUCUUGGCCGCCAGGAGUCCCGUGUUUGCGGACAUGUUCCGUCGCGUCACUGUAGAGGGCAGCAGCAGCCAGCUCGUACUCUCGGACACAGAGGGUCCUGUGCUGCGCCAGGUGCUGGCAUACCUCUACACCCUGCAGGUGCCCCAGCUGCCCAACAUGGCCCCACAGCUGCUGGCCGCCGCCGACGUAUACGGCCUGUCGGUACUGAAAGCGCACUGUGAGCAACAGGUGGUCGCCCAGCUGUCUGUCGAGACUGCGGCAGCUGCAGGUGUUAUCGCGAUUAGACAUUCCGCGAACAGGCUGAAGCAGGCCGCCGUCGCCUUCAUAAAGGCCCACAUGCUCCAUGUGAUGGCGACGCAGGGCUGGGCUGAGGCUGUAGUUAACGACCCACAAACUGUUGUGGAGUUGACUCAUCUGAUUGCAGAGACACCGACAGACACCAGCACGCCAAGCGCUGGAGAGAGCAGGACCGGCCCCUCCUCACAGCCGCACGGUGGCCACAGCGACGACGGCCGGAGCCCAGCCACAGCUGUGCCUCCCACCUCUCCCCAGACGACUCCCCAGCCUGAUGACAUCACCAUCUCUCUCCUGCGGGAUCUUUCUGGAGAAGAGAAGGGCAAGAUGCUGAUUGCGGCAGCUAAGGAGGGGUCAGUGAGCAAGGUGUGAACGUUGCUGGUAGUGGGGGCGGACGUGGAUGCGAUGGACGAGAACCAGCAGAACUCACUGCACUGGGCAGCAGCCAAGGGACAUGUGGAGGUGGCGAGGCUUCUGCUGGAGGAUGGAGCUGAUGUCAACGCUAGGGACCGCUGGCAGAACACGCCUCUGCAUCAGGCUGCAUGGAAAGGCCACGCACCCAUGGUGCGGCUGCUGGCAGCAUCCUGUGCCAACCAUAACGCCAAGGAUAAAAAUGGAAACACAUCACUGCACGAUGCGGCACGGCGUGGCCACCCAGACGCGGCGACUGCGCUACUGGAGGCAGGGGCCGACAGAGAAGUCAGGAAUGCCAAUGGGGACACGCCGCUGGACCUAGCCAAGCGGAACAACUACCAACGGCUCAUAGACAUCCUAGGAUCAAAUAUAGUGCAAACAACUGUGAAGUAAAAUAAAAAAAUCCUUCUAUGUGAGCUUUGUUACUUAUAA
Schistocerca americana (American grasshopper) is the source of this 1410-nucleotide messenger RNA. RefSeq names its product speckle-type POZ protein-like. The coding region runs from base 1 to 936 and encodes 311 amino acids. The transcript has 4 exons. Gene Ontology annotation, cellular component: cytoplasm. Gene Ontology annotation, biological process: regulation of proteolysis; proteasome-mediated ubiquitin-dependent protein catabolic process. Lineage: Eukaryota; Metazoa; Arthropoda; Insecta; Orthoptera; Acrididae. Gene Ontology annotation, molecular function: ubiquitin protein ligase binding. The record is from RefSeq and is a predicted model, not a curated record.